UUGGUGCCUGUUCUGGGCAGCGAUGGGGAUGGACAUCAGGACACCAAGGACAACUGCCCACAGCUGCCGAAUAGCUCCCAGCUGGACUCAGACAACGAUGGGCUUGGAGAUGAGUGUGAUGGGGACGAUGACAACGACGGGGUCCCAGACUACGUGCCUCCCGGGCCUGAUAACUGUCGCCUGGUACCCAAUCCCAAUCAGAAGGACUCAGACGGCAAUGGUGUUGGUGACGUGUGUGAGGAUGACUUUGACAAUGACGCGGUGCUCGACCCCCUGGAUGUGUGCCCCGAGAGCGCGGAGGUGACCCUCACGGAUUUCCGGGCCUAUCAGACUGUCGUCUUGGACCCUGAGGGCGAUGCUCAGAUUGAUCCAAACUGGGUCGUGCUCAACCAGGGCAUGGAAAUCGUUCAGACCAUGAACAGUGACCCCGGCCUGGCAGUUGGAUAUACAGCCUUCAACGGCGUGGACUUUGAAGGCACCUUCCAUGUGAACACAGUGACCGAUGAUGACUACGCAGGCUUUCUGUUCAGCUAUCAGGAUAGUGGCCGUUUCUACGUGGUCAUGUGGAAGCAGACCGAGCAGACCUACUGGCAGGCCACACCCUUCCGAGCUGUUGCUCAGCCCGGGCUACAGCUCAAGGCAGUUACGUCAGUGUCUGGCCCAGGAGAGCACCUCCGGAACGCCCUGUGGCAUACUGGCCACACCCCUGAUCAGGUACGACUGCUAUGGACUGACCCACGAAACGUGGGCUGGCGCGACAAGACCUCCUACCGCUGGCAGCUGCUGCACCGGCCUCAAGUUGGCUACAUUCGGGUGAAGCUCUAUGAGGGUCCUCAGCUAGUGGCGGAUUCUGGGGUGGUCAUUGACACAGCCAUGCGAGGAGGGCGUCUUGGUGUCUUCUGCUUCUCCCAGGAAAACAUCAUUUGGUCCAAUCUCCAAUAUCGAUGCAACGACACAGUGCCCGAGGACUUUGAGCCAUUCCGGAGGCAGCUGCUCCAGGGAAGACUGUGAAGAGGCAGCCACCAGAUUCAGAAUCCUGAUUUUAGACCCUUUAGCCUUGGUGUCCAUCCUGGAGACCCUGGGGUCUAAUCUACAGCCACUCGGCCAAACACAGACCGUCCUCUGGCACCCACAGGAGUUCAGCCCCAGAGG
This is a messenger RNA of Ailuropoda melanoleuca (giant panda), 1152 nucleotides long. RefSeq names its product thrombospondin-3-like. Gene Ontology annotation, biological process: cell adhesion. The transcript has 7 exons. Gene Ontology annotation, molecular function: calcium ion binding. Lineage: Eukaryota; Metazoa; Chordata; Mammalia; Carnivora; Ursidae. The annotation marks the transcript as partial. Gene Ontology annotation, cellular component: extracellular region. The record is from RefSeq and is a predicted model, not a curated record.